Molecule: messenger RNA, 933 nt
Organism: Nanorana parkeri
Lineage: Eukaryota; Metazoa; Chordata; Amphibia; Anura; Dicroglossidae
Product: serine/threonine-protein kinase SBK1-like
Exons: 3
Coding region: 1-933 (310 amino acids)
Biological process (GO): peptidyl-serine phosphorylation; peptidyl-threonine phosphorylation
Molecular function (GO): ATP binding; protein serine/threonine kinase activity
Source: RefSeq, a predicted model, not a curated record
AUGGACUCAAAUAUCGGUUUGACAGCAGCUAACAUGCUUGAAGAGAUGAUGGAAAUUACUGGUCAAAACCUGGUUAGGAUGGAAGUUGAAGAUCAUUACAAAUUCAUCAAACAACUUGGAAGAGGAAAAUAUGGCCAAGUAACCUUGGUUAUCCACCGUCAAAGAGGAACACCAAUGGCUUUAAAGCUUCUUACAAAAACUUUAACCAAGAGGCAGAAUUUCCUGUAUGAAUACUGUGUGGCUCUAUCCCUAUCUACUCACCCACAUAUUAUUGGCAUGUUCGGAAUCGCAUUUGAAUCUUCUGAGCACUAUGGUUUCCUGUAUGAAGCUGCGCUGCAAAAAGAUCUAAUUUCCAUUAUAAAGCCAAGUGAAGGAGUACCAGAACCAAUUGCCAAGAAGGUCACCAGUCAACUAGUGAGCGCCCUUGAAUUCAUCCACAGCAGAGGCCUGGUUUAUCGAGAUGUAAAACCUGAAAAUGUGCUUCUCUUCGGUAGAGAUUGUCAAAGAAUCAAACUUACUGAUUUUGGACUGACUCGUCCCAAAGGCACCUUGCUUAAACUUGUGUCUGGUAUCAUUCCUUACACGGCACCAGAAUUAAGCAACUCUCAGAAUGGAGAGGCAGUUGCCAUUGAUUUCACUCUAGAUACAUGGGCCUUUGGAGUUCUUCUCUUUUGUUUGAUGACAGGAUAUUUCCCUUGGGAAAAAACACUGCCAUCUGAUCCGUUUUUUGAAGAUUUUAUAUUGUGGCAGCAAACUGGCAGUCAUGAAGAGCUAUCUUGGCAUUGGAGAAAACUUACAUUUGAGGCCAUGGAUAUGCUCAGGCAGUUAAUGGCACUGAACCCUUCUGAAAGAAGUUCAGUGAAUAGAGCUUUACGAUAUCUAAACUAUCCAUGGAUCGUGGAUAAUUGGAAAUCAUUGCAAGAAUUAAAAUAA